UCGAAUUUCAGUCAAGUCAACUGGAGCAAACAAUCCCUCAAAAUGGCCUUUAAGUUUGUCGUCUUCGCCGCCUUCGUGGCCUGCGCCAGCGCUGGAGCUAUCCCGGCUGCACCAGUGGCAUACUCUGCUGGAUACGAUGCCCCUCUGGCGUACGAGUCUCACGCUGCACCCAUCGCUUACGAGGCCCACGCUGCCCCCGUGGCGAUCGCUGCCCCAGUGGCCAAGGCUGUCAUUGCCGAGGACUCCUACGACCCCCAUCCCCAGUACAGAUACUCCUACGACGUUCACGACGCCAUCACCGGAGACUCCAAGACCCAGGAAGAGCAGCGCGAUGGUGACGCCGUUCGCGGUAGCUACUCCCUCCUCGAGGCCGACGGUACUCGCCGUAUUGUCGAGUACACUGCCGAUGCCCACAGCGGAUUCAACGCCGUCGUCCGCAAAGAAGCCGGUAUACACGCCGCUCCCGUUGCCGUCAAGACCGCAGUCCACGCUGCUCCUGCUGUUGCUGCCUACGCCGAGCCAGCCCUCGCCUACAAAUCUCACGGCGAAUACUACUAAGUUACCGACUCAAGAAUUUAGGAAUGUAGUAUUUAUUAUGAGAGCUUUAGAAAAAAUGUCUUCUCUUCUUCGCACAAUGAUUAUUUCGCUACGAUUUACAUCCAUGCACCUUUUACAUUCUUAAAGUAAGCUAUUUGUACCUAAGGCUAGCCUGUAUAAAUUAUUUUUGUAAAUAAAUCAAACAAAUUUUUACCAUAAA
Molecule: messenger RNA, 757 nt
Organism: Nasonia vitripennis (jewel wasp)
Lineage: Eukaryota; Metazoa; Arthropoda; Insecta; Hymenoptera; Pteromalidae
Gene: CPR14
Product: cuticular protein RR-2 family member 14
Cellular component (GO): extracellular matrix
Source: RefSeq, marked validated